Nerophis lumbriciformis (worm pipefish) is the source of this 1795-nucleotide messenger RNA. Lineage: Eukaryota; Metazoa; Chordata; Actinopteri; Syngnathiformes; Syngnathidae. The record is from RefSeq and is a predicted model, not a curated record.
CACGGAUAAAGAAGAAGUCGUCCUGUGACGUCAUAUCAGAACAACUGUAUAAAGGUCUCUGCCAACUCCUUAUAGCAACGCACACAACGUUCAUGCACAACGUGAGAUGCCUGCUGCUGGUCCAUGGGUGUGAGUCGACUGGAUGUUUUUUACAGAAGGCUGCUCCUCACCAAACUCUUCAUCGGAGGAUGGGGGAAACCUGAAGACCUGAAGAGAAUCUUUGAGUUCCGUAAGGUGAUAGCAGACAGGGAGAGGUGUAAAUCUUUGGUGCCCAAGGACUACCCCGUUUAUAUCAACAAGACAGAGGAGCACACAGAUUGUUACAUCCAUGACGGUGUCUUCAUUUCACCUCUCGACCACUUGGUGCCUGGAAUUCUGCCUCCAGAGGCCGUAAAAGCAAGGUUUCAGUUUAUAGUUCCAAAGAGAUGGCAAUGCAACAGGCCAGUAUGUAUCCACCUGGCAGGCACUGGCGACCAUUUUUUCUGGCGUCGAAGGACUCUGAUGGCCAGACCCAUGAUCAAAGAGGCAGGAAUGGCUUCCCUGCUUCUGGAGAACCCUUAUUAUGGCUAUCGUAAACCGAAGGACCAGAGGCGAUCCUGUCUAAAAAACGUGUCAGACUUGUUUGUGAUGGGAGGAGCUCUGAUGUUGGAGUCCUCUGUGCUUCUUCAUUGGCUGGAAAGUGAGGGUUACUCUCCUGUGGGAAUGACAGGCAUCUCUAUGGGAGGAUAUAUGUCAUCAUUAGCAGUGACGAACUGGCCGAAGCCCAUCCCUCUUAUUCCCUGCCUGUCCUGGUCUACCGCCUCCAGUGUAUUCACCACGGGUGUGCUGAGUAAAGCAGUCAAAUGGACAGAGCUGGAGAAGCAAUAUGCUAUUAAUUCUGUGUAUGAAGAAGAGAUAAUUAAUCUGUUGGAGUAUUGUGGGGCGGACUCCUUCAAGAUGACUGAAAGAAAUGUGAAGGACUCUUUGAUGGGUUCUUUAGAGCAUGAACUGAAGCUGCAGAAAGAAGUCCGAGUGGGUCCGUACUGCAGACCGGAAAGAAAGAUGGAGACUGGAGCGAGCCUGUGGAUUGGUGAACGUUGUGGAGACAAUGUUGAGCGUUUAUUAUCAGUGGACAACACCAGAACAACUUCAGACAUCUUACCCAGUGCGUUUGAAGCCAACAAAGUAAUUAGUGGGACUCAUUUGGUGAAAAACAGCCGACCGUCAUUACACAGGGAGUCCAUCAGCUUCAUGAAGGGAGUAAUGGACGAGUGUACACACAUGGCCAACUUCUCUGUGCCUGUGGACACCAGUCUCAUCAUCGUGCUGCAGGCGAGAGAAGAUGCCUAUGUCCCUCGGACAGGAGUCCUCAGCCUGCAGGAAAUUUGGCCCGGAUGUGAAGUUCGUUUUCUGAAUGGAGGACAUAUCAGCGCUUAUCUGUUCAAACAAAGCAUCUUCAGGCAGGCCAUAUAUGAUGCAUUCAACAGAUUCUGCCAGAAAUAUCCUAACAUGGUAUAACUAUGGCAACGUGAUCUCCCUGUGACAUGUUCAGCAAGAUGGUACUGAGCGUGUGUGUGUGUGUGCGUGCACAUGUUUUUUUGAUGUGCAAUGUAAUCAUGUGACCUUGUGACCAUAAAAGUGGAAUUGGCAGACAUUUUGGUCAUGUAAUUUUUGAUAAUAUAUGUUGUAUUGUAGAAUUGACAGUCAUCCACUUGCAUGUCAUCACUUUUAUAACAAACAGAAUAAGUUUUUAAAAUUUUCAUUUGCUUGAAGUUGUGAUUGUGACUGCCCUUAAACACACAUUUUGCCAAUUGAA